Molecule: messenger RNA, 1395 nt
Organism: Chiloscyllium plagiosum (whitespotted bambooshark)
Lineage: Eukaryota; Metazoa; Chordata; Chondrichthyes; Orectolobiformes; Hemiscylliidae
Gene: cenpv
Product: centromere protein V
Molecular function (GO): carbon-sulfur lyase activity
Source: RefSeq, a predicted model, not a curated record
UGGAUUGCAGACCUUGGUUUUGCUGUUGAUGUGACUGCAAUUAUGAAUGAACUAAAUGUGAAACUGCAGUGCACGGACCUUAGUGAAGGCUUUUAUGAAAAAGUUGCAGCUUCUCUCAGCCAAAUGGAGGACAACAUUCUCACCCACUUGCCAACACUGAAGGAAGCUGCACCUUCAGCUGAUCACCUCCACAGGGAACAUCAAGCUCUUGUGAAACAUACUGGAGGAUGUCAUUGUGGAGCUGUAUGCUUUGAAGUGAGGGCCACUGCAGAUUUGCAUGUCUUUCACUGCAAUUGCAGUAUCUGUACAAGGAAACAGAUUAAAGCAUUCAUCGUUCCAGCCUCCCAAUUCAGACUCCUCAAGGGAGCUGAUAACUUAACUGUUUAUACAUUCAACACAAAGGUAGCAAAACAUACUUUCUGCAAAACAUGUGGUGUGCAAAGUUUCUACACCCCUCGUUCCAACCCUGAUGGAUACGGUGUGAUGGCUCACUGCCUGGAUGAAGGUACUGUGAACAGCAUCACUAUUGAAGAGUUCAAUGGCAAGAACUGGGAGAAGAGCAUGAAGGAGCACAAGACCAUUCAGAAUUUGUCUAAGUCAUAAUCUAAGCUAGGGCCAGGCUGGCUGGCCAAAGUGAGGGAGCUAGUGAUGAAUAAAUAGGUCAUGGCAGGCCACUCAUUGUAUUUAAGUAAGCUCUUUCCCUUUUGGUAAAACCCAGCCCCAAUGAGCACUGAGAUCAUGACAGCUACUUAUGAACACCAAAGCCAGAUUAAAAACAGUCACAGACACUCUGACAUGGACAACAGAACCUCACCUAUUUUAAAAUACUGCAACCUUCGUCAUGUAAUUAUUAUUAAAUUGAAAUAAGUUAUAAAGUUUCAGUCAUCCCAGGUAAAUUGCAGGAUAGAGGUAGUCUGGCUGCCGAUGUAGUGAAAGCUAUUGAAAGGUGUACGAUUAAACCAGUGUAAGACGAAGGAUGGCCUUGUCUGUCAUGAGUUGAUUGACCCAAUCAAUUUUUGUUGAUGGAUAAUGAGAGUGCAAGGCCUCAAGAAGCUAAUGGGUCUUACUGUGAAUCUGUACAGACAGAAACAGUGCCACAAAUACUGAGAGAUAGAUCAUUUGGCUACUGGACUAUAUCUGAUGGAAUGGUGCACACAGCACUCAAGGAGAUGGGAGAGAGAGAAUUUUCUUCCUGAACACUUUGACUUGCUUUGUUUCAUUAUACUUUCUGUAACUAUAAUGAUCAAAUAGUCAAUAUCAGUUUGUAUCAGAAAGCAGGCCAAAAACCCACUCAAUUUAUGUUUUUCUUCAUGUUUCCCAAUUAAUAUAAUCUGUACAAUUUAUUUAUGUUAAAUAAUCCAAUUACCAGCUGCAUUAAAGGUCUUUGGUAGUGUC